Apis dorsata (giant honeybee) is the source of this 1528-nucleotide messenger RNA. It is a transcript of the gene AspRS, whose product is annotated as aspartate--tRNA ligase, cytoplasmic. Gene Ontology annotation, cellular component: cytosol; cytoplasm; aminoacyl-tRNA synthetase multienzyme complex. NCBI's taxonomy places the organism in Eukaryota, Metazoa, Arthropoda, Insecta, Hymenoptera, Apidae. The transcript is spliced from 9 exons. Gene Ontology annotation, molecular function: aspartate-tRNA ligase activity; ATP binding; RNA binding. Gene Ontology annotation, biological process: aspartyl-tRNA aminoacylation. Bases 131 to 1270 code for a protein of 379 amino acids. The record is from RefSeq and is a predicted model, not a curated record.
CAAAAAUGUUUGGUUAAGAGGACGUUUACAUACAAGUCGUGCUAAAGGUAAACAAUGUUUUAUUGUUUUAAGACAGCAAUCUUAUACAAUACAAGGUUUAGCAGCAGUUAAUAAUAAAGUUAGCAAACAAAUGAUUAAGUUUAUAUCUAAUAUUACUAAAGAAUCUAUUGUGGAUAUUGAAGCAAUUGUAAAAUGUGUUUCUUCUCAAAUUGAGUCAUGUACUCAAAAAGAUGUAGAAAUUCAUAUUGAAAAAGCUUUUGUAAUAAGUAUUGCGAAACCACAAUUACCUUUACAAAUUGAAGAUGCCUCAAGACCAAUAAAAGAAGAAGUUGAUGACAAUAUUUUGAAUAUAAAAGUGAAUCAAGAUACGAGAUUGGAUAAUAGAGUUCUAGACCUUAGAACUCCAGCAAAUCAAGCUAUAUAUCGGGUGGAAGCAGCUAUUUGUAAAUUAUUUAGAGAUAUACUUACAAGUAAAGGAUUUGUUGAAAUUCAUACACCGAAAAUAAUAUCUGCAGCAAGUGAAGGUGGUGCAAAUGUAUUUACAGUAUCAUAUUUUAAAGGAAAUGCUUAUUUAGCACAAUCUCCACAACUUUAUAAACAAAUGGCAAUAGCAGCUGAUUUUGAUAAAGUUUUUACUGUAGGAGCAGUUUUUAGAGCUGAAGAUUCUAAUACACAUAGACAUUUAACAGAAUUCGUCGGUCUUGAUUUAGAAAUGGCAUUUAAAUAUCAUUAUCAUGAAGUAGUUGAGACUAUUGGACAGUUAUUUGUAGAAAUGUUUAAAGGUCUUCGUAACAAUUAUGCUGCUGAAAUCGAGGCUGUACGUCAACAAUAUAAUGUGGAACCAUUUAAAUUUUUAGAUCCACCUUUAAAAUUAGAAUAUAGUGAUGCUAUUGAAUUAUUAGCGGAAGCUGGCAUAACUUUGGGUGAAGAAGAUGAUCUUUCUACAUCAGAUGAAAAAUUAUUAGGAAAACUUGUUAAAGCAAAAUAUGAUACAGAUUUUUACAUCUUGGAUAAGUAUCCAUUGGCAGUAAGGCCGUUUUAUACAAUGCCAGAUCCAAAUAAUCCUGUAAGUUCAUUCAACUAUCGCAACUUGUCGCAAUAUUAUGUUAAAUAUACGUACAUAAUAUAUGUACAUUAUAUGCUUUAUUGCAGAAAUUAUCAAAUUCUUACGAUAUGUUUAUGCGUGGCGAAGAAAUUAUUUCUGGUGCACAACGUAUUCAUGAUCCUGAACUUCUUACAGAACGUGCAAAAUAUCACGGAAUUGACUUAGAAAAAAUAAAAUCGUAUAUUGAUGCAUUCAAGUAUGGUUGUCCUCCUCAUGCUGGUGGUGGAAUUGGAAUGGAACGUGUUGUUAUGUUAUAUCUUGGUUUAGACAAUAUAAGAAAAGUUUCAAUGUUUCCUCGGGAUCCUAAACGCAUUACGCCAUAGAAUUUCAACUUCAAAUAAUAUGUGCAGUGAUAAUAUAUUUAUUAAAUUUUUAAUUACUUUAUUGCUGAGAAAAAUUAAUAAAUGGAUAUUUUGAAUGUUU